AUGGCAAUCUACAGGUUAGAGAAUGAUACUGACCACUGGUGGAAGAACACCGAACUCAUCCUUAAUGCUCGAAACACGAGAGUGACAUGGGAAGUAUUCCUGGAGCAGUUCUAUGAGAAGCACUUUCUGAGGUCAGUCAAGGAUGAAAGGAAAGCAGAAUUCCUAUCCCUGAAGCAAAAGGAGAAUGAGUCCUUUGAUGAACACCUAUCCAAAUUCAUCCAUCUCUCUCACUACUCUAGCUACCUCCAUUACCGAGACGAUAAGAGGUAUUACAAAAGAUUCAGUAAGGACUUCUCUUGGAUUACUCUUCUGCUGGCCAAGUUGACCAAGAAGAACCAGCUGUUCUUGUGGGACGAGAAGAGUAAGGCUAGUUUUCAGGAGCUAAAGAGGAAGCUCACCUUUACUCCCAUACUUAUACUCCCUGAUCCUAUGCAAACGUAUGUGGUCUUCACGGACACUAACCCACGACCUGGAGUUGGUAGUAAUAGUUUAAGCAUUAAAGAUAUAGAGACUUUACCUGUACGGAGCAACGAUAGAGUUGUUUGCAACCACAAGAGCCUCAAAUACCUCUAUGAUCAGAGAGAACUGAAUAUGAGGCAAUGUAGAUGGGUGAAUUUGCUCAGAGAUUAUGAUCUCCAGAUUAAGUACCAUCCACGCAAAGCGAAUGUGGUUGUCGAUGCCUUAAGUAGGAAGGCAGUGCAGGUAGCAUCACUAAUGAUCAAGGAGCAAAAGCUGAUAGAAGAUUUCAGAGAUUGGAGUCCUCUAUAUCAGAUACAGCUAGUAGAAGGAAAUAGAGGUAGAACACAGUAUACAGCUCUGCUCAGGGAUCAGAUCAAGGAAGCGUAG
Molecule: messenger RNA, 846 nt
Organism: Neltuma alba
Lineage: Eukaryota; Viridiplantae; Streptophyta; Magnoliopsida; Fabales; Fabaceae
Exons: 3
Coding region: 1-846 (281 amino acids)
Source: RefSeq, a predicted model, not a curated record